CUCUAUUUUUUCCUAGUCGAUUUUCUUUUUCAAUUUUUCCAACAUAAUUUUUUUUUCCCAAGUUUGUGUGUAGACAUUAGGAAUUGAAUUUUUUGCCUACCCCUGCCCAAAAAUGUCCCCCGUUUUCCCGUCGUAGACAGAGGCGCACACCUCCGAUCAGUCGGCGACCAAGCCUCUCUAACUCAAGAAUGGACACCGAAGGGAAACGAGCGCCUUCGAACCCGUCGGCGGUGCUCGCUGCGCUCUUGUCCAAACGAUCCAAGCUUCACGAGGAGCUCAAAAACAUUGAAAAGCAGGUCUAUGACAUGGAGACAAGUUAUUUGCAGGAUCCAAGCCAAUGUGGGAAUGUUUUGAAAGGUUUUGAAGGGUUUCUGUCGUCUUCUAAAAGCACCACACUCUUAAAACGGUCUAGGAAGUUCCAACCAGAAGAUAGGCUUUUCUCCCUAUCUUCAGUUACUUCUCCUGCGGCUGAAGAAGUAGCAGUUGGCCGGGACGGUGCAGGUGUACCCCCAAAUGGACCGGGGAAACCAAGGAAGGGGGGCAGGGGAGGCCCAAGAGAGCCGAAGAGAAUGAGACAUUCUAGCGAACCAGACUACGAUUAUGAAGACGACCUAGAUUUGAUGUAGUCUUGGAACAGGAUGAAACACUAGUCUUGUUUCAAUAAAAGGUUCCAUUUUUA
Messenger RNA from Cuscuta campestris, 679 nucleotides. NCBI's taxonomy places the organism in Eukaryota, Viridiplantae, Streptophyta, Magnoliopsida, Solanales, Convolvulaceae. The record is from the annotation of a GenBank genome assembly.